This is a messenger RNA of Aspergillus clavatus NRRL 1, 1425 nucleotides long. RefSeq lists its product as uncharacterized. The transcript is spliced from 2 exons. Lineage: Eukaryota; Fungi; Ascomycota; Eurotiomycetes; Eurotiales; Aspergillaceae. The record is from RefSeq and is a predicted model, not a curated record. The coding region runs from base 1 to 1425 and encodes 474 amino acids.
AUGGUGCUCCCUAGCUGUUCUCGCUGGCGGCCGCGGCAGGGGAUCCUGCUCUGUCUGAUCUAUGUUAUUGGUGCCCUCAGCGUAGGAUUCAUCGUCGCCAUCUGGUAUGGCAUGAACUCGGACCGAGAUUACAUCCACCCCCUCCUUACGCAAUUGAUUCCCGCCGGUCACUGUGCCUGCGAGACUGCAACCACCUUCCAAUGCUCGAGCUGUUUGUCAUGCGCCAAGCAUAGCUUUAUCACGCAGCUAACCCCAUCGACACAUUGGGAGUUUGAGUACGAACGCGAUGCGAACAACGAAAGCCUCGAUCGAGAUCAAUGCGACGCUGCAUUCCCCGGCUUAUACGAAGAUGUAUUGCGCGGAGUCGCAUACUGGCGAUCACACGGCGCACUCGCUAUGGAGGAUUUAGACAAUAUCAAACUCAAAUAUGGGAUGGCACGGGCAUUGAUCCACCGGGGGGAGUUGUAUGUCGCUGCAGCCCGAUCCGUCGGCGAGGACCACCGACGAAAGAUCAUAGCUGUGCUCAGCUCGAUCCACCGCGCGCUGGUCGCCGACCCUCAUCGAGCCUCACGCGUUGAUUUCGAGUUCGUCUUCUCCGUGGAGGAUAAGGUGGAGGACGUGACCAGCGCGGAUCAUCCAGUCUGGACGCUUGCCCGCACAGCGACGGAGGAGGCCGUCUGGCUGAUGCCGGACUUUGGCUUUUGGGCUUGGGACAACCCGGACAAUGCAAUUGGACCUUAUGAUCAAGUGGUCGGUUACAUUCGGCAGGCCGAUGUUCCGUGGGAGGAGAAGAAACGGCAGCUGGUCUGGCGCGGCAAACCCAGUUUCGCACCCAAACUGCGACGUGCCUUGAUGGAAGCAGCCCGGGGGAAACCGUGGGGCGAUGUGAGACAGGUCAAUUGGCAGCAAGACACGAGCAAUGCGAUCAAGAUGGAGGAUCACUGCAAGUAUAUGUUCAUCGCACAUGUGGAAGUACUGAAUCCAAUGCGAUGUGUUGUAGGUCGAUCAUAUUCCGCCUCGCUGAAAUAUCGUCAGGCUUGCACCUCUGUCAUAGUAGCCCAUAAACUGCAGUAUAUCCAGCACCACCAUUACCUCCUUGUGGCGGACGGACCCAGUCAGAACUUUGUGGAAGUAGAACGCGACUUCAGCGAUCUUGCCGCGAAAAUAGAGCCGCUUCUGCAAGAAACGGAUGUCGCCCAACGCAUCGCCAACAACAGCGUCAAGACCUUCCGUGAACGGUACUUGACCAAAGCCGCCGAAGCGUGCUACUGGCGGCGUCUCUUUGACGGUUACCGCAGUGUAUGGAACAGCACCAUGACGCAGGGAUCAGACGCCAUUCCGAUUGAUCGAGCAUUACGGUACGAAUCAUUUGUGCUGCUGGAAAGCCCACGCAUGUUCGAAUUCACCGCAUCAAAAUCUCCUUGA